CUGUGGACGGGAGUUUUUCUGAGACAAAACAUCCAGCUGAGAAAGUAUUGAAGUUUUUAACUUUAAUGCGUGUUUGUGAUUUUAACGUAUGUUAUGGGUUUGUUAGGAUACGUUUCUCCAGUGAGUAUUGCCGUGGCGUAAAAUUAUAGCCGUGCGUAAAAGUUAGUUUUUCCUUUGGAGACCAUGCGCAGCUUCUCUGAGCCGUGCCUCCCAGGCGCGUUGUCACAAGGUUUUCCAACAAGAGCCGGAGAUGCGCCCCUUCGAGGGACUGUCCUGAGCGGACCCCCGCUGAUCUCAGCCAUGGCUUUAUCCCCCCGAGGGUCUGCAGAGCCCCGCUUGGAUCCGAUGAUUCACACGUCUCCGCCUGGCCAGUCUGCGAUUUUUUGUCGGCCCCCAGAAAUUCUGGAGGGAGGGGAGAUGCAAGACGAUCAGCCCAAAGUUUAUUUGGAGGCCGGCGACCUUUGGAGACAAUUCCACAAACGCGGCACUGAAAUGAUCAUUACAAAAUCCGGGAGGCGCAUGUUCCCGCCGCUCAGGACCAGGUGCAUCGGGAUGGACAGAAAGGCCAAAUACAUUCUGCUGAUGGACAUCGUGGCAGCCGAUGACUGCAGGUACAAGUUUCAUAACUCCCGCUGGAUGGUGGCAGGGAAGGCGGACCCGGAGAUGCCCAAACGCAUGUACAUCCACCCGGACAGCCCGGCCACGGGGGAGCAGUGGAUGUCCAAAAUUGUCAACUUCCACAAACUGAAACUGACCAACAACAUAUCUGACAAACACGGAUUUGUAAGUUUGGAUUUCAUUUAUCAUUUUUUUAUAGUUCUGUGA
Messenger RNA from Paralichthys olivaceus (Japanese flounder), 825 nucleotides. NCBI's taxonomy places the organism in Eukaryota, Metazoa, Chordata, Actinopteri, Pleuronectiformes, Paralichthyidae. The record is from RefSeq and is a predicted model, not a curated record.